Messenger RNA from Tarenaya hassleriana, 1607 nucleotides. Its product is annotated as peroxisome biogenesis protein 12. Gene Ontology annotation, biological process: protein monoubiquitination; protein import into peroxisome matrix. The record is from RefSeq and is a predicted model, not a curated record. Bases 160 to 1341 code for a protein of 393 amino acids. Gene Ontology annotation, cellular component: peroxisomal membrane; peroxisomal importomer complex. Gene Ontology annotation, molecular function: ubiquitin-protein transferase activity; protein binding; zinc ion binding. The transcript has 10 exons. NCBI's taxonomy places the organism in Eukaryota, Viridiplantae, Streptophyta, Magnoliopsida, Brassicales, Cleomaceae.
CUCUAAUUGUCGAUGACGGAUGAUUCUUGCCGUUCUCUUGAAGUGCGUUCUCUCUCUCUCUCUCUCUCUCUCUCUCUCUCUGCAACUCAGUAGAAGUGAAGGUUCCAAUCUUCUUAUCCAUACGGAGCCAUCAGUGACCAGAGGAAGAAGAAGAAGGAGAUGCUAUUUCAGGUGGGAGGUGAAGGCACGCGCCCCACCUUCUUCGAGAUGGCUGCCGCUCAGCAGCUUCCCGCCAGUCUUCGCGCCGCUCUUACCUACUCCCUCGGCGUUUUUGCGCUGAGACGACCUUUCCUUCAUAAAAUCUUAGACUACGAGGACGAAUUCUUUGCUGUUCUGAUGCUUAUUCUCGAAGGACAUAGCUUACGAACUACAGAUGCUUCCUUUGCUGAAUCGUUGUAUGGUUUGAGGAGGAAAUCGGUGAGGUUGAGAUUGAAAACGGAUGGUGUAAGGAAGGAUUCCGGCAAAGAAGCUCAACAUUCCGGGUUAGAAAAGCGGCAGAGGAUCCUUUCCGCAGUUUUUCUGGUUGUAUUACCAUAUUUUAAGUCAAAGUUGCAUGCCAUAUACAACAAAGAAAGGGAAGCCAGGCUUCGAGCAAGUUUAUGGGGAACUGGGGGCCAAGGAUUUGAUGAAGCUGACUUCUUUGAAGUGGAGGAAUCUGUUAUUCCAAGAGAUAUUAGUGCAAACGAAGAGGUUUCUGUUAGAUUACAAUUGGCUAGGAAAAUUCAGAAAUUUAUAGCUGCCUGCUACCCUUGGAUACAUGCAACCGGAGAAGGAUUAUCAUUCACUUAUCAGCUCCUAUAUCUUCUGGAUGCUACUGGGUUUUAUUCUUUGGGGCUGCAAGCUCUUGGCAUUCAAGUUUGUCGAGCUACAGGGCAAGAACUGAUGGAUACAUCUUCAAGAAUUUCAAAAAUACGAAGCCGUGAGCGUGAGAGACUUUCUGGUCCCCCUUGGUUAAGGUCAGUACAAGGGGCACUUCUUAGCUGUUCAUAUGCAGUACUUGACUAUGCACAAACAGGUCUAAUUGCGGCAGUUUUUAUCUUCAAAAUGAUGGAGUGGUGGUUUCAGUCAGCAGAAGAGAGAUUAUCAGCUCCAACCGUGUACCCUCCACCACCACCUCCUCCACCCCCGAAAGUGGCCAAAGAAGGUAUCCCGCUACCACCUGACAGAGCCGCAUGCCCGUUAUGCUUGCAGAACCGUGCAAACCCAUCAGUUGUCACAGUCUCGGGAUUCGUUUUCUGCUACUCUUGCGUAUUUAAGUAUGUCACAAAGUACAAGAGAUGCCCGGUGACAUUGACGCCGGCGAACGUGGAUCAGAUCAGAAGGCUGUUUCACGACACAUAAGAACAAGCUACCGCGCUGCCUCACGCCGGCGAAUGAGGUUAGGAUUCGGAUGGGAGCACCUCUUAAUUGCUUGUCGAGUUUUUUAUGCCUUGUCAAUUCUACAAGUGUCGGGAUCCGAUGUUUCUUGUGUUGCAAGAAACUCUUGGUAACCCUAACAAACGGCCCCCUCAGCCCAACACACAAGGGUAAUAUGUGGAGACCCAUAACAGGUUUCUCAGGGUCUUACAAAAAUUCAUAAUUUAAAAUAUACUUCUGUUUUAUUUUUA